ACUAGCUAGCUGUCAUGAACGUAACGUUGCUGAGACAUACACAACACGUUUAGCUAGAUAGCUCCACUUUGUCAUUAGGAAUGAAGCUACGUGAACUAUUAUCAAAUUAAAUAACCACUUUUGUCUCCACAUUUGUGAAGCCCGAGCUAACAUUCGCUACAUUCUACCCAUAUAACCUCUCUCUCAGCGUAAGGAUGAGUGAUCUGAAGGACUGCCCCGCGCUCAAAUACUAUGACUUCAAGCCGGUUGAGCAUAACAGAGUGUGCCCGCGUUACACGGCGGUGCUGGGCCGCUCUGAUGACGAUGGCAUCGGCAUUGAGGAGCUGGACACCCUGCAGCUGGAGCUUGAGACGCUGCUGUCCUCAGCCAGCCGUCGCCUCCGAGCCCUCGAAGAGCAGAGACAGAUCCUUACAGACUGGCAGGACAAGAAAGGUGACAAGCGCUUCAUGAAGCUGGGGAAGGAGGCUGACCUCACUGCUACACCACGCCACUCAAAGCCCAAGAAGCCAAAAGUGGAUGGAAAGGGUAGCCAUGGACCAGGGCCCGGCCCUGGAAGGCCCAAAUCCAAGAACCUGCAGCCCAAGAUCUCAGAAUACGAGUUUAAUGAGGAUCCACAGGAUAUGCCUCGCAAUCCAAAGAAUGAUGCACCCAACAGGUUCUGGGCAUCUGUGGAGCCGUACUGUGCUGACAUCACCAAUGAGGAGAUAAGAGUUCUGGAGGAGCUGCUGAAACCUCCAGAGGAUGAAGCAGAAUACUACAAGGUGCCGGCCCUGGGAAAACACUAUUCACAACGGUGGGCUCAGGAAGACCUGCUGGAGGAGCAGAGGGAUGGGGCCAGAGCCAACGACAAGAAGAAGGGCAUGAUGGGACCUCUAUCAGAGCUGGAUGCCAAGGAUGUGGACGCGUUACUGAAGAAGUCAGAGUCCCAGCACGACCCUCCUGAAGAUGGCUGCCCAUUUGGUCCUCUCACGCAGCGGCUCCUUCAGGCUCUUGUGGAGGAGAACAUUAUCUCUCCCAUGGAAGACUCUCCAAUCCCAGACGCACCAGUGAAGGACUCUGCAAACGACGGGGCAAGCACGUCCCCCCGUAGCCAGGGCAAAGCUUUCAGUGUGCCACACACACGCUCUUUGGAGGCACGAAUCAAGGAGGAACUGGUGUCUCAGGGACUGCUGGACACUGAGGACCGGCCAGGGACUGGGGGCGAAUCUGAGGAUGAAGUCCUGGCCGAACUGCACAAACGACAGGCCGAGCUCAAGGCCCUGAGUGCACACAACCGCACCCGCAAACUUGAGUUACUCCGACUGGCGAGGGAGGAGACACGGAAACAGGAACUGAGGCAGCGGGUUCGAGUGUCUGACAACGAGGUGAUGGAAGCUUUCCGCCGCAUCAUGGCUGCCCGGCAGAAGAAGCGCACGCCCACUAAGAAAGAGAAGGACCAGGCCUGGAAGGCCCUGAAGGAGAGGGAGAGCAUCCUAAAACUGCUGGAUGGAUAGGGAGGGACAGAGGGACAGAGGGGAGUGCUGUAAUUGUGGGCACAAUGGUAGAAGGGGUGGGUGAAGGCCGCAUCCUUAUAAAGGAGGGAGAGAUGCCGUGUUGCUCGGAUGGGUGAAUGUUCCAGUCAUUUAAAUCGCAGUAUGGUUUGAGUAUUUGUCCAUUCUAUGGUAGCUCACAUUAUCAUCAUGUUAGCCCACAUCAGCCCACUGUUAUGCGUACAGUGUGUGUGGGUCCAAGAGACAUUUUUUAGUUCCCCCAACACAGGUUUCACAGCCUGAUGUUGGUCACUUCACCACUUAGCAUUAGUCACCAGUGUAAAUAAGUCAAACUUGAUGUAGAUUUAUUAUUAUUGAAACUGCAAACAGAAAAUCGAGAGAUUUUAGCAAAGAUGGAUAUGUAUGCCUUUGAGACUGGAAAGGAUUCAGCAGCUGUGUUUAAAGGCACUGACAUUAACCCGUGAAUUGAAGAACAGAAUGGAGGUGGACUAUGUGCGUGUGUGUAAUUCAUGUUGGAGUCAGGUGUUGCUGUGAACCUGUGACAACUUAAGUUGAACUCCCUUGCCAUCUUUUUGUAAUAUUGUCAAUUUUAUACAUUUGUUUGUGAAUGAAAAACUGUAGAUGUUUGAAUAAACAGUUAUUUGUAUGAA
Messenger RNA from Conger conger (European conger), 2140 nucleotides. RefSeq names its product transcriptional adaptor 3 (NGG1 homolog, yeast)-like (gene tada3l). Gene Ontology annotation, molecular function: transcription coactivator activity. Gene Ontology annotation, cellular component: SAGA complex. Gene Ontology annotation, biological process: regulation of transcription by RNA polymerase II. The transcript is spliced from 9 exons. The record is from RefSeq and is a predicted model, not a curated record. Bases 195 to 1493 code for a protein of 432 amino acids. Lineage: Eukaryota; Metazoa; Chordata; Actinopteri; Anguilliformes; Congridae.